AUGCGACUGGCGAGUCGCAGGGGGCGGGCCGACAGUCGCACCCCGCGCCCGCUGCGUCGCGCCGCGGCAGUCGCAAGCCACGACUCGGACAGAGCCACAGAAGUGAUGAUACGAAAAACAUUGUACCAAUUGAACCCGGUGUGUCUAAUCGAAGAGAUCAAAAAGCGUCCGGGGCUGUACCGAACAGAGCAACCGGCCGACAGAGAGGAGAAACUACAGCUUUGGAAGGAAGUGGGAGCGGCUAUAUACAGCGACUGGGAUACCUUUAAUAAGGCUACAGCAUACGAUAGAGUGUUACAAUUGCAAAGGAAGUGGCGGUCUCUACGCGACGCGUACAACAGGGAGCUGCGCGCGCGCCGAGCGACGCCGCGGGGCAACCGACGUGUGUAUAUAUACUUCAAACGGAUGAGCUUUUUGGGCGGUUUCGAGGGCAGUGUCAGUGAUGAUGAUAAUCAGGACGGAAAUGAAAUAAUAUACACCAAUCAACCAGAGGAUCCUCUGUUCAGCACCACCACGCACAAACCAAAGAAGAAAAGGCGGAAGAAGUCCAGCUCUGAGAGUGACAAUCCUCCUGAAGAGUUGGAGAUGCCGGUCUUCCCAGUAGACGUGUCUGAUGAUAGUGAUAGUGACAAGCUGUUCCUGCUAUCAUUUCUACCAGAAAUGAAGCAAUUACCAUCAAAUAUUAAGAUGUGGGCGAGAGCGCAAAUUGCCAACGUGAUGCAGGAGGCUGUCAGCUCUCACUACAAUAACUCUGUACCCAACGAUAGGAACAGUAUGGUGAAAUACAGACGGGAUAGUUCUGAA
Molecule: messenger RNA, 804 nt
Organism: Brenthis ino (lesser marbled fritillary)
Lineage: Eukaryota; Metazoa; Arthropoda; Insecta; Lepidoptera; Nymphalidae
Source: the annotation of a GenBank genome assembly